UUAGGUUUGUGGGAGGCAGUAGAGUAUAUUUGUCAUUAUAUAUACACAUCUCCAUUCGUCUCCCAUUCUUCCCUUGCUCCACUUUUCUACAUUUCCUUCUUCUUAAUUCCAUAGCUCCCAAUCUGAUCCCACAUAUACAUACAUACAUAUAUAUAUUCUCAUCUUCUUCAUUAUAAUCGAAGGCAAAAUCAGAAUCAGAAUUCGAGCAGUUUAGGGAUUGGAAGACAAAUUUUAUCUGUGCAGAAAGGAGGGGAGAUCGAUCGAACAAUUGACCUCUCCUCGUUUGGACACAUGCUGCUGCUGCUGCUGCUUGUCCUGUCGUGUCUUGUCUUGUCCUCUAGCUGUCUUGUUUCUUAGUACUUUCCCACAACUAGUUUUGGAAUAUUCUUGGGAUUUGGGCCCUGCUUUAUUAUUGUUUUUGUUCCAUCGAUUCAAAAGGGGGGCUCUUUUUUUCUUUCUUUAAAAAAAAAAAAAAUUAUUUUACAUUUCUCGACAAAUCCGAAGUUGCUUCAGAAGAGCCAGAUUCUUCUCCAGAUUCAGCACAAAUAUUGUGGUUUCAAGGUUUUAAUCAUAUAAGAAGAUUAUGAAUACGUUCACGCAAGUUCCUCCGGGCUUUCGAUUCCAUCCGACUGAUGAAGAACUCGUCGAUUACUAUCUAAGAAGGAAGAUCACCUCCCGAUGCAUCGAAAUAGAUGUAAUAAAAGAUGUCGAUCUUUACAAAAUCGAGCCGUGGGAUCUUCAAGAGCUAUGCAGAAUAGGAACAGAAGAGCAAAAUGAAUGGUACUUUUUCAGCCAUAAAGACAAGAAGUACCCGACAGGGACGCGCACGAAUCGAGCGACGACAGCCGGGUUUUGGAAGGCGACGGGGAGGGACAAGGCGAUCUACUCGAAGCACGACCUAAUUGGGAUGAGAAAGACUUUAGUGUUCUACAAAGGAAGGGCUCCGAACGGGCAGAAGUCCGACUGGAUUAUGCACGAGUAUCGCCUUGAGACCGACGAAAAUGGAACACCUCAGGCAAAAGGAUGGGUUGUGUGUAGAGUGUUCAAGAAAAGAAUCGCGACGAUGAGGAAGCUAAGCGAGCAUGAUUCGCCAAUAUGGUACGACGAUCAUGUCUCGUUCAUGCCCGAGAUGGACUCUCCGAAGCACCACCACCACCACCACCACCACUCUCUUACCUACUCUCUUCCCUACUCAUGUAAGAAGGAGAUGUCGUCAUCAUCGUCAUCGAUGGACUUGCAAUACCCCGUCCCGCCAGAUCACUUCCUCCAGCUGCCCCUUCUAGAAAGCCCUAAAAUGAUUCAUCAUCAUCAUCAGCAGCAGCAGCAGCAACAACAGCAGCCAAGCCAAAUGAUGCCUUCUUACAACACUGUCCUAAAUCUCACCAAUGUGCACCACACAACGACAACAUUGCUCGAUCACGAAUCGAGUUUCGCGGAUCAGGUCACCGAUUGGAGGGUUCUCGACAAGUUCGUCGCUUCGCAGCUCAGCCACGAUGCGAAUAAGGAGAGCGAAGCGUUCGAUGACAAUAAGGCGAAUAAUAUCGACAACAAUAAUAACAAUAACGUUAAUAAUAACGGUGCGGCGACGGCGGCGGCGUCGACUUCGUCCUCCAUGGAUUUGUGGAAGUGAUGGAGUCUUUAUAUAUAUAUAUAUAUAUAUAUAUAUUGUGUGGGAGGGAAGAUUAUUAAUUUGGUGUUAUUGUAUAUAAUAAAUAUUGAAGAAACAUAUAAUAACCUAACUAUUGAUCUGCUAAAAGAAAUUAAGAAGAAGAAAAACAGCAAUGUAUAGGACGAUGGAUGGAUGUUAUUAAUUAAAUUAAGAGGAGAAGAAAA
Andrographis paniculata is the source of this 1833-nucleotide messenger RNA. RefSeq names its product NAC domain-containing protein 7-like. NCBI's taxonomy places the organism in Eukaryota, Viridiplantae, Streptophyta, Magnoliopsida, Lamiales, Acanthaceae. The record is from RefSeq and is a predicted model, not a curated record. Gene Ontology annotation, biological process: regulation of DNA-templated transcription. Gene Ontology annotation, molecular function: DNA binding. The coding region runs from base 584 to 1630 and encodes 348 amino acids. The transcript is spliced from 4 exons.